This is a messenger RNA of Phodopus roborovskii (desert hamster), 1112 nucleotides long. It is a transcript of the gene Psme1, whose product is annotated as proteasome activator subunit 1. Gene Ontology annotation, molecular function: endopeptidase activator activity. Lineage: Eukaryota; Metazoa; Chordata; Mammalia; Rodentia; Cricetidae. Gene Ontology annotation, cellular component: cytoplasm; proteasome activator complex; nucleoplasm. The coding region runs from base 221 to 970 and encodes 249 amino acids. The record is from RefSeq and is a predicted model, not a curated record. Gene Ontology annotation, biological process: regulation of G1/S transition of mitotic cell cycle; regulation of proteasomal protein catabolic process; positive regulation of endopeptidase activity. The transcript is spliced from 11 exons.
GCAGACAAGAGGAGAGACCCGAGCUCUGGGCGGAAACGCUACUCGGGCUGCUGGAGGAGCCCCCGCCUCUCAGUAGGCUGUCCCCGCCUCCUGCAGUCCCUCCACUCCCCAAACCCAGGAAGGCCGUGCAGGUUUCGAGCUCUGCUUUCGCUUUCCCUUCCCGCUGCCCACCCACUCCAGGCUCCUCGUGCGGCGUUCAGCCCCCCCCUCCGCUCCGACCAUGGCCACACUGAGGGUCCAUCCUGAAGCCCAAGCCAAGGUGGAUGUGUUUCGGGAAGACCUGUGUAGUAAGACAGAGAACCUGCUUGGGAGCUAUUUUCCCAAGAAGAUCUCAGAGCUGGAUGCAUUCCUAAAGGAGCCAGCUCUCAAUGAAGCCAACCUGGGCAAUCUGAAGGCUCCGCUGGACAUCCCAGUACCUGAUCCAGUCAAGGAGAAAGAGAAAGAAGAGCGGAAGAAACAACAGGAGAAAGAAGAGAAAGAUGAGAAGAAAAAAGGGGAAGAUGAAGACAAAGGCCCUCCCUGUGGCCCUGUGAACUGCAAUGAAAAGAUUGUGGCCCUCCUGCAGCGCCUGAAGCCUGAGAUCAAGGAUGUCAUUGAGCAACUCAAUCUGGUUACUACUUGGUUGCAACUACAGAUACCUCGGAUAGAGGAUGGGAAUAAUUUUGGAGUGGCUGUCCAGGAGAAGGUGUUUGAGCUGAUGACCAGCCUUCAUACCAAGCUGGAGGGUUUCCACACUCAAAUCUCUAAGUACUUCUCAGAGAGGGGUGAUGCAGUGACCAAAGCAGCCAAGCAGCCCCACGUGGGUGAUUAUCGGCAGCUGGUGCACGAGCUGGACGAGGCAGAGUACCAGGACAUCCGUCUGAUGGUCAUGGAGAUCCGUAACGCUUACGCUGUGCUAUAUGACAUCAUCCUGAAGAAUUUCGAGAAGCUCAAGAAGCCUCGUGGAGAAACAAAGGGAAUGAUCUAUUGAGCCCCCUCUCUCGUUCUGUGAUGGGUACAACACAGACCUUCCUGCUCUUUACCAGGAACUAUAGACUGUACCCAGACUUCUUCCUGCUGGGGUUUUUCCCUUACUCUGCCUCCCAAACACAAUAAAUAUAUGUUGCCCGAUA